CGACAACAACCGAAUGCACAUGUAGCUCUACGGUAGAUAGUAACUUCUCGGCCUUUUGAACCCAUAUCAAUUGAACCCAUAUCAAUUGUAUUUUCCCCUGUCAAGUGACUCUUUAGGAAGUGUUAUGGGUAAGAAGAAGGCCGGAGGACUUGGCAGAGCUCUGAUAAAGGAAAGACUCCAGACAAGCCGAGGCAACAAGAGGGGCGACUCAUGGCUGCACACCAGUGAGCUGAAUGAUGGCUAUGAUUGGGGACGGUUGAACCUGCAGUCAGUGACGGAACAAAGCUCCAUGGACGACUUUCUGGCCACUGCGGAACUGGCAGGGACAGAGUUUGUUGCAGAGAAACUCAACAUCAAGUUUGUGCCAGCAGAAGCUAGAGCAGCUUUGCCAUCAGCUGAGGAGAUAAAGAGACUAAAAAACCUGCAGGAAGACAACAAGCAUUUUCUCCGAAUUCCUCGACGCCCCCCAUGGGAUGAAAGCACCAGCCCAGAUGCUCUCCAGCAGGCAGAGAGAGACAGCUUCCUGGAGUGGAGGAGAGAGCUUGCACAGCUGGAAGAGGAACAGAAGCUGAUCCUCACUCCGUUUGAGAGGAACCUGGACUUCUGGAGGCAGUUGUGGAGAGUCAUCGAGAGGAGCGACGUCGUCGUUCAAAUAGUCGACGCCAGGAAUCCUUCAUUGUUCAGAUGUUCCGACCUGGAGUCGUACGUUAAGGAGGUGUCGGGGAACAAGGUGAACAUGCUGCUGGUGAACAAAGCAGACCUGCUGACCAGGCAGCAGAGGAGAGCCUGGGCCACGCACUUUGAGAAAGAAGGCCUGAGGGCAGUUUUCUGGUCCGCUCUGGCUGAGAGCAACAGGUUGGAUGCAGAGGACAAGGGCAUGGAGGCGCAGCCUCCACAGUCUGAAGAGAGUGACCAAGAAGAUGGAGCACAGCCUGACAACGAAGACUUGAACUCGAAGGGGCCAGAUGAGGACGAUGAUGGAGAGGAGAGUGGUAGCGAGGAGGAGCUGCAGGACAAGAUAAGCGUGGAGGAGGAGGAGUGGUUCACCUGCUCUGAAGACGAGGGGCAGGAGGAGCAGAGUAACGAGGCCAGCUUCCGUAAUUCCAGCCGCCUGCUGCACAAGGACGAGCUGUUGGAGAUGUUCAAGGCGGUUCACAUCGGGCCCCGAUGCAAAGACGGCCAACUGACAGUUGGACUGGUUGGUUAUCCUAACGUGGGGAAGAGUUCAACCAUCAAUACCAUUCUAAGAAACAAAAAAGUGUCCGUCUCAGCGACUCCUGGACACACCAAACACUUUCAGACUUUGUUUGUAGAGCAAGGACUGUGCUUGUGUGACUGCCCGGGGCUUGUGAUGCCUUCAUUUGUGUCCACCAAAGCUGAGAUGAUCUGCUGUGGGAUCCUGCCCAUUGACCAGAUGAGAGACCAUGUGCCAGCAGUCUCCAUGGUCUGCCAAACAAUCCCUCGGCACGUACUGGAGGGCACGUACGGUAUCAACAUCAUCCGGCCACGAGAGGAUGAGGACCCUGACAGACCCCCCACCUCUGAGGAGCUUCUGAUGGCUUAUGGAUACAUGAGAGGCUUCAUGACAUCACACGGCCAGCCUGACCAGCCAAGAUCUGCUCGCUACAUCCUCAAGGAUUACGUCAACGGAAAACUUCUGUACUGCCAUCCGCCUCCUCAUAUCCACGCCGACGACUUCCAGCCACAGCACAGCAAAUUCCAAAAAGAAGAUCUACUCAACUGCGACUUCUCUCUGACCUCAAACAAGCAGAAAGUCAAGAGGAUUGAGAACGUGGUGGACAAGAACUUCUUCCAUGCGGAAAACGUUCGGGCCCUCUCCAAAGGAGUCCAGUCUGUCAUGGGCUACAAACCCGGUAGCGGAAUCGUCGCUCCGGAAAAAGCCAUGACGGAGACCAUGGUGGGCAAACCCUGGAAAAAGCACGGCAACAGGAACAAGAAGGAGAAAGUGCGUCGGCUUUGCAAGCAUCUCGACGCCUAGAUGGGUGGUUCCGGUUUGGCCGCGGGACCCGCCAUCACCCCCUCGGACAUUUUUCCAACUCAAGCUUCUCAAAUAUCUUAAGAUUUAAAGGAUCUUUUUGCAACGCAGCGUGAGCUUUCCCAGCAGAUAUCUGCAGCUGUGUGUCGCACGGACGGCACGUUAAGUGCCCACUCCUGCUCAAGCUUGACAGUCGGCCAUAAACAUGGCACGCACCUUGCAACGGCACAGACAAGAACACGAGGUGCAUUCACGGACAUCGGGUCAUUACGUUUUUAUUAUUUUUGCCCAGGCACAGACGUAGCGAGCGACAGUUGAGAAUCACUGACCAAGAUGAUCCCAAACUGGAACGCGAAUCUCAAUCACAGAUGAUUUCAACUCCUAAGUGCACAUCACGUGAACAUGAAAGCUUCAUAAUCCUGAUAUGAACUCAGAUGUUCAUCAUCUACUGCAGUAGGAUAUUACUGCAAGGAAUAUCUAAACAGUUUGGGUUCAUGUACCAAAUGCAUUUAUUGGAUCCAGAUUAUGAGAGAGUGUCAAAGAAUAAAACCCGUAUGACCCUUACAUGACGUACAUUAUAUAGGUUUAAAGUACUGCUGCCAUUAGCAGGAAUGAUGGGAUGGACACACUAUAUGUUCUCGUACAGCUUCUUCCAAAAAUAUGGUAGUAAAUACAGGGCCAUUACUGCUGAUAGCGAUACUUUUUACGUGGGCAUUUUUGUGUGUUUUGCUUUUCAUUUAUAUUUUAUUAUAAUUAUAUUAGAUAUAUUAUUAUACACAGGAUAAAGAUUUUAGGCAAACAAAAGAGAGAAAAAAUUAACACACUUAUUUGUGAACAAGUUACCAAUAUAGAAAUACAGAAAUAUAAGACAAUGUAAGAGUAUCAACAAAUAAAAUAUUCCCUUGGAUUACAUAACAUUAUUAAACCAAGAUUGCAAAACACACUCAUGGCUCUCAUCUUUUGGCUUUUUGCCCCCAGAGUCCUCCUGUGUCCACAAACUUAUUAACCUGAGUGUAAAACAUACUAAAUACAGAUACAUAACACUAAAAAGAAGGAAAACUGAGAAAUAUCGGUCACAUGAUGCUAGUAUAGAUCCGUUGCUAAAUGCUGCCUUUAGUAGUGGUGCUAUCGAACAUGGAUCGAUGCCCAGAUUACCCAAACUCAAGAUGUUGUCAGACGUUAAGUACAGUAUAUUUUUUCGUAUGUAUAUGUUCGUUGAUAUUCUACGUAUGUUCUUUAAGGAAUUCCUUCCCAAAGUACAUUUACGUCGAAGUUGGCCCACAUUUUGUUAAAUAAUGAACACG
Dunckerocampus dactyliophorus (ringed pipefish) is the source of this 3300-nucleotide messenger RNA. It is a transcript of the gene lsg1, whose product is annotated as large 60S subunit nuclear export GTPase 1. The record is from RefSeq and is a predicted model, not a curated record. The transcript has 14 exons. Bases 125 to 1999 code for a protein of 624 amino acids. Gene Ontology annotation, cellular component: cytosol. NCBI's taxonomy places the organism in Eukaryota, Metazoa, Chordata, Actinopteri, Syngnathiformes, Syngnathidae. Gene Ontology annotation, biological process: ribosomal subunit export from nucleus. Gene Ontology annotation, molecular function: GTP binding; GTPase activity.